AUGUCUCCCCUUCUAUUUGUGCUUAUUAUGGAGUGUUUGACUAGGAGCCUUCAACAUGCUACUCAGAUUUCUAAAUUCAGAUAUCACCCCAUGUGUAAGAGCCUUAAGCUUAUCAAUUUGUGCUUUGCUGAUGAUUUGAUUCUUUUUUGUAAAGGAACUCGUUCGGAUGUUAGCAUUUUUAAAGAGGUCCUAGUGAAGUUUAGUGCUGCUACUGGUCUCUCUAUAAAUGCUAAUAAGUCUGAUAUUUACUUUGGAGGAGUCACUGCAACCGAGAGAAGGAUUAUUGCCCAAGAGAUUCAGUUACCUGAAGGAUCCUUCCCUCUUAGGUAUCUUGGGGUGCCUAUGAGGCCUACUAAGUGGAGACAUGAGGAUUGUGAUAUAAUUCUUCACAAAAUCAUAUUGAAACUGUUGUCUUGGACCAGUAGGCAUCUGUCCUUUGCAGGUCGAAUGCUUCUCAUUCACUCAGUUCUUUUUGGUCUUAGGAAUUACUGGAUGAGUGUCUUUGUCUUACCUCAGAGCAUUAUUAAGGAGGUUGAGAAGAUUUUCCGAGGAUUUCUGUGGGGAGCUUCAGGGAACAGGAAAAAUUCGGAUUUAGUUUGGGUCAAAUGGAUCAAGGAUAUCUAUCUGAAGGGUGUCAAUUUCUGGAAUUAUAUUUUGAAACCAGAUAGUAGCUGGUAUUGGAGGAAAUUAUGCCAUUUAAGGAGCAAAUUCAGUAAGACAGAGAUACUUGCUGCUGGGGUUUCAGGGAGGUUUAAGCCUUCGAAACUGUAUAACAGUACCUUAAACCAGCAGCUGGUGGGUUAUCAUCAUGCUGUUUGGUGUAAGCUGACUCUCCCUAAGCACUGA
Molecule: messenger RNA, 846 nt
Organism: Humulus lupulus (European hop)
Lineage: Eukaryota; Viridiplantae; Streptophyta; Magnoliopsida; Rosales; Cannabaceae
Exons: 2
Coding region: 1-846 (281 amino acids)
Source: RefSeq, a predicted model, not a curated record